Molecule: messenger RNA, 2649 nt
Organism: Durusdinium trenchii
Lineage: Eukaryota; Dinophyceae; Suessiales; Symbiodiniaceae
Source: the annotation of a GenBank genome assembly
GAAAUUAUAUACUGAAUACACAACUGGAUCGAUGGUCGCACUGGACCAGCUGCUCGGAAAAGUGCUACAGUAUGACAUCCACUCGAAGCAGAUCCCGUAGCCGCAGUCCAGCCGCCUUUGAAGUGGAGGUGAAGCUCUUGUCCGGCGAAACGCUCGUCACGAUCGACGUCAAUGCAGCAGAUUCGCUGGUGCAGCUGCGCGAGAAGAUUGAUGCCUUGGAUCCUGAGAGGGAUGCCUUCCCUCACAGCGUGCUCAUGUUUGGCGACCGAGAGCUGGACUUCUGUGACACUGCAGGUCAUUUGGGUCUUUGUCAAGGCUCCGUUCUCACUUUAUUGCGACUUCCGCCGAGGAAGCUUUGCACUGCUUCAGAGGAUGGAACUGCACGCAUAUUUGAACUGCACACUGGGAAAAGCCUCAGCAUUCUCGGAGGGCACUGCAGUGCUGUGGUCUCAGUCAGCUUCUCGGAGGAUGUCACGAGAGCUUUGACCAUGACUUCAGCGCGCUCCAUUGCGAUGUACGAUUCGACCACGGGAGUGCAGCUGUGGAGGGUCCUGGGCCCCGUGCAGGACGCCUGUCUCGCGGCAGAUGGAAGAAGAGUGCUGGUCAUGGAUUCACAUUCUGUGGUGGGUUUGCUGGACGCACAAUCGGGGCGCUUGCUCACAAACUUGGUGCAUCAUGCGUACUUUGUUUGCACGGCAGUCUUCUCUCCUGAUGGCAAAGCUCUUCUCACCAGCUCUGUCGAAGGCUUUGCACGGCUAUUUGAUGUGGAGACUGGUGGUUGCACAGUCACCUUCGGUCGUCCGACGGGUGGAAGGCGUGUGGGCAUGUCUGCCGCUGCCUUCUCACCAGAUGCUAGCAAAGUGCUUGCAAGCUUAUACGAUGGCUCUGCUGACCUCUAUGCUCGCACUGGGGAGCGGAUUUGCACUUGCGCCGGUCACACAGCCCCAUUGCGAUCGUGCAUUAUGUCACCAGACGGCAAGAUGAUCCUCACCGCAUCCAAAGAUGGUGCAUCAAAGCUGUUUUGUGCAGACACUGGCGCAUGCCGCUGCACCUUUCAAGCGGCCUCUGACGCGGCACUUUGCAGUGCCAAAUUCUCUCCAGACCUGUCCAAGGUCCUGACAGCUGGGCAAGAUGGUACUGCCCGGCUUUUUGAUGCGCGCACUGGAGCGUGUUUACAGGAAUUUCCUGAUCACGCUGCACCAGUGCUCAGUGCAACACUAUCGAUUGAUGGGACUCUUGUGCUUACAAGCUCUAGCGACUUGGAAGCGAAGCUGUUCGAUGCCAAAACGGGCAAGUGCCUACGAAGCUUUUCGGAGGAGAAUGGCUUUGUCACCUGCGCACAAUGGGCACCCGGUGGUCGGCAACUGCUCCUCGCCUUCUUCAGUGGGCGGGUAGCGGUUUUUGAUCCACUGAGCAAUGCCUUUGUCCAAGAAUUUCCUGGACACCGUGAUUGUGUGCAUUCAAUGAAACUGAUUUGAGGGAGAUCAUGAACAGCGCAGCCAACGGAGGGCGGAAGAACUAGCUCAAAGCUGAAUAGCUGCGGCAGUUGCAUAGAGAUUGGUAGACUGGCUGCUUCCUCUAGAGUCCAGAGCAAUGCACUGGCAACAGCAUGUUCAGGCUCGGCUCAGUCCCGUCUCUUAAAAGGUUCUUAUGACAAUGCUUCUCACCUGUAAAUCAUCCAUGCUUGUUCCACAAUUGGCCGCACGCUUCCAAGCCAGCGCCGCAAUUUGAGAUGGACGUUCGCCUUUGCACUGAGCCCGCCUAGCCGCCAGAAAAGGUGAAGGUGCCCGCGGCAGUCCUGCAACGCAACAGGUGCGGCAGUCGCCUGCAGAACGUCCUGAGGCCGGAUCUCAAGAUGGGCGGCUUUGGUCGAACCUGUGGCCUGGCUUAGUGGCAGGCAUGUUUGUCGAACCUGUGAUGCUUCACUCGUUUGACAAGCUCAGGCGGGAUCCAUUUGGUACUGGGUCGGGAUCUUGUGAUCAGUCACAUCCUGCUGUUUUGCAGUGUGACGACGAUGAUGCAAGAAGGAUGAAAUUAUGAAAGCAGCUGUUCAUGUUUUUUUGCUUGCCAAUUAUUGCAUUGGUUUAUUGUUUGGCAAUGCAUGUUACACUGCUGAAAGGAGGGUGGAAAAUCCAAGGAUCCCUUCCUAGCUUAGUGCUGCUCAGUAUAUAGCAGCUGAGGCCACAGCAUGGAAGGUGGUGUGUCAUUGAUCCCAUCUCUGGCAGGAACUUGACAGAGUUCAGAGAGGGGCAUCAGCCAGCUGUGAUUGCCAGCUUGGCGCAGCAAACCUUGCGCAAGCUGCAAGAGGAGAGUGAAUAAUGAAUAGAUCCACCACUAGACAGGGAACAUGCGCAGGGCCCAAAGUGGCCUCGUAAAGGCCAUUCAUGGAGACUUUACCAUGCAAGAAUGUCCCAAGUGACAGUCCGCGCCAAGGAUGAGGCUGAUGAAGUGUUUUCAAGGCCGUGCGUGCGCAAAAUAGUCCGAGAGCUCUCCUAAUAGUUGUAAGAUGUUGGAACCUGAUAGAACCUGCAUUAAAAUAUGCCAAAAUACGGCUCUUUUUUGCCACUGAGAGGGAUCAAGGUUAUGGCUCAUGCGUGGAACUGCUACUUUGCCAAAGUCGAACAGUCGAAUGAUUCGAAUGAUCCUCAA